CCAAAAACCUCGCCUUCUCCCGAAGGCUUAAAGUCGCAAAACAACCUCAAUCGUUACGUCAUCUCUCGAUAAUCAUUUUGAACUCCGUUGUUCGCACAUUUCCUGCAGAUCUUUCAACUUUCCAUCAAUUCUCUCGAGUUUUCUUCCAAACCAGGAACGAUGCAGAUUUUUGUUGCAAACACUAACGGGGAAAACCAUCACUCUCGAGGUCGAGAGCAGUGACACAAUUGACAAUGUCAAGGUGGAAAUCCAGAGACUGAUAUUUGCUGGCAAGCAACUACAGGAUGGGUGAACUCUUACUGAUUACAAUAUACAGAAGGAAUGCACCCUUUAUCUUGUGUUGAGGUUGAGAGGUGGUAUGAUGAUCAAAGUUAAAACUCUUAUUGGCAAGGAGGUUGAAAUUGACAUCGAACCAACUGAUACAAUUGAGGAUUAAGCAGCGAGUCGAGGAACAGGACGGAAUACCCCCAGUUCAACAAAGGCAUUGAUGGAGUCAUAGGAUUGUGCAUGACUUCUACAAUUGGAGCUCCUAUGAGCUCCACACGACACUUGGAUCCAGGAAAGUUUUCUAGUUGUAAUGCAUCACAGUCUUUAGGAGCGGACUCUGGGCAGGUGAGCAAGUGAUGGUCUUUAAGACCCUUUCUCUUAAGAAUGCAAGUAAUAUUUGUGAUUCGCUCUGGGAUCUGCCCUUCUAGUUCUUUUCCUUUGUGUUGCACCUUGAAUUGAGGGUUAUCUUGGGUUUGAGCCCAUUGCUCAAUUGGAAGGUUCUUAAUGUUUCAACCUUGAGAUGUGUGUUUGAACCUGGCUUACCUAUAGGAAACAGAAAAAAGUGGUUUUUUUUUAGGCAAGAAACAGAAAAAAGUGUUAAUAAGUAUGGUAUAUAAUCCUAUGCUCCAUGCAAAAACCAUAGUCAAUUGGGUUACUACCAUUCAUGGAAAUGAUAGAGAGACAGGGCCCUACUUAUAACAGGUCCCACCAUUGAUCUAUCACUGUCCACUGUUCCAAUGUACGGUGCGGACCCACUAAACAAUGGUUUUCAUUUUCUCUUAGUUAUUGGAUAGUUCACCAUUUUAAUUAUAUGCAGGACUCUAGUCUUUUUCUUUAUCCCACCAGCUUAAAUAAUGAUCAGUGGCUUAUCAACUCGGCUGCUGAACAUUUGUAUCUCUUCCUUCUGCAAAGCAAGAAACUUGGAAAAGGCUGAAGCCCUAAUUAUGGACGGUAUACGGCUUGGGUAUCUUCCCGAUAUUGUGACCUACAAUACUUUAAUCGCUGCAUAUUGCCGGUUUCUUGGUGUCGAUGCUGCAUACUCAGUUCUUGACAAAAUGAAAGAAGCUGGAAUCCAUCCCGAUGUUAUCACUUACAAUACUCUAAUUACCUGUGCUACCAAGAAAAAGCUUAUAUCACGAACCCUUGAUUUGUUCCAUGAGAUGCUAGAGUCUGAGAUUGUUCCUGAUGCUUGGAGUUACAACUCAAUGAUCCACUGUUACUUCAAAGCUGGAAGGUCUGAUGAUGCUUACCAGAUUAUCCAGGAAAUGUUCUCGAGGAACAUUGCACCUACCUUAGCCACAUAUAAUACCAUAAUCAAUGGCCUAUGUAAGGCUGGUGACAUAGGUGAUGCCCUUAGAUUGUUUAGGAAGCUUGAUGUGCUCUGUUGCCCUCCAGAAUUAAUCACAUACAACAUACUAAUUGAUGGACUUUGCAAGUGUGGCAAGGUGCCUGAAGCGAGAAGGGUCCUCAAGGAGCUCGGGAUAUUGGGUUAUACCCCAAAUGCCAUAACAUAUACGACUGUCAUAACCGGCUGUUUUCGAUCAGGUCAAGCCAAUCUUGGUGUUGAGCUCUUUUCUGAAAUGAAGCAUAAAGGCUACAAUAUUGAUGCCUUUGCAUAUUGUACAAUGAUUAGUGCUUUUUCCAAGUUGGGUAUGACCGAAGAGGCUUAUGCUUACACAGACCAGAUGCUUGGCUGUGGGGCCCCUAUUGAUAUUGUUUCUUACAAUACCAUGAUGAAUAGCUAUUGUAAAGCAGGGGACUUGGUCUCAGCUUUUCGGCUUUUGAAUGAGAUAGAGGAUGGGGGUCAAAAAAGUGAUGAAUAUACCCAUACAAUACUGAUUGAUGGGUUGUGUAAGAUAGGUGAUGUGGAUGCCGCGAGAAGGCAUUUUAGAUAUAUGGAGACGAGGGGCUUGGGAUCGAGCAUUGUGGCUAGGAAUUGCUUGAUUCAUGGGUUGUUUAAAGCUGGUCAGGUGGACUUAGCCAUCAAGCUGUUUAGUGAGAUGAAGGUAAAAGACUCUUAUACUUAUACCUCUGUUUUGCAUGGGCUUUGUAAGGCUAAGAGAUUCAAUGUUGCUGUUAGGCUUUUGUCGGCUUGCUUGAAAGAUGGAGUAAAGGUCCUCAGGUCGGCUCGUCGUGCUGUCUUGGCUGGUUUUAGGAAGGAAUCGAGGAAGCUCAAGUCCACAAUUUGUCUGGCCAAGGGCUUACAUACUUGAGAGUGGGCCUGAUCUCUUCCUUGAAUUGGUUGUCUGAUGCAGCUCCAAGAAAUGGCUAAGGUCUUGAGAUAUCGGGCGGUAUCUUUUCCUCGAAUCCGUAAAGAAGCUCAUCUCCGAGAAAUGGGUGUUGAGAAGGUUCAAGAAAUGAGGUGAGCUUGCAAUAUUGAGAGGUGUAUUGCCUUGUCUAGAGCCAAGCUGUUAUUGUGACUCAAGGAAAUUGAAUUUUCAUGUGGAAUGAGGGAAAUAGCCUUUAGCCUUUACUUUUGAAGCUAUACCUACCCGCCAUGGCCCGAAGACAAUGAAGAGAGAUGUUUGCUGAAUUGGUUUGUGAUGGAUUCCUUGUUGGGAGUUGUCAUUGCGGAUUUCUCAUUAGCUUCUUUCCCAGCUUAUUGGUGGACUUUUUACAGGGCAGUUCACAGGAGAAGUGGAGGUGCCCUGUUCAUUCAGGCUGACAAGGGGUGAUGAAUAAGGUUGUUUAUCGGUUUGACAAAGUUGCUUUUUGUAACCAUUAUUUUUAUAAUGUUGCUUUUUGUAACCGUUAUUGUUUUAUCUAUAUCUAUAUCAUUAAGAGAGAAGAGCAAA
This is a messenger RNA of Amborella trichopoda, 3062 nucleotides long. Lineage: Eukaryota; Viridiplantae; Streptophyta; Magnoliopsida; Amborellales; Amborellaceae. The record is from RefSeq and is a predicted model, not a curated record.